Moneuplotes crassus is the source of this 884-nucleotide messenger RNA. Lineage: Eukaryota; Ciliophora; Spirotrichea; Euplotida; Euplotidae. The record is from the annotation of a GenBank genome assembly.
UUGAAAUAAAUAGUAAUAAAUGUUUCACUUAAAGAGCACUUUCCGACGAUUUGCUAACUCUUGGAGGAAAUUUAGGAGUCCUUUGGUAAAGCACCCGAUUCGAAAUAAGUCAACUAAGAUAUCGUUAGCAGAUAGCUUCAAGCCUGUAAGAGAUUUCCCUUAUAUUUUUGGAAAUACCCAGAAUGUAAUUAGCAUUAUUAAGGAUUUUGACAGUCACGAUCAUAGCAUUCUAAUGACGUUGAACUCAAUGUUGGAUGAUUCAGACCACUGUCUUCGCGAAGGCUUCACAUUUGGCUAUAGAGCUCUGCUAAAUAUGAUAAAGGACCAUGAUGUCACCGGGAUUGGUCAAAUUUGAGACUCGAAUCUUAAGCAAGACAUUCAUGAAGAGAUGGGUGAACUUGUGUACAAUGAUAUAGAACUCAAGCUGGAAAAUGAGAAUAAUCUCGAACAUGAGCCCAUGCUGAUAGACAUCAUUGACUUCAACUUCCAUAUUUCCGGAGGGAUGGACCGAGGUGCUAACUCUGAAAUGAACUCAAGGUACCAUAUCUAUAUCUCUGAAGAUUUUGAAAUGGGGAGCCAAGUCAAUAUAGACCUAGAGGUGCUAGUCAGAUAUGUUACUAAUUUUAAGCUAAACGCUUUCUUGUCCAAGAGUCCGGGUACCUUACUGAUUCCUGACACCCAGAUUGGUGAUGAAGAGGUGCACUAUGUUACUUAUGAGACAAAUCUUUCACAGCUGAAGCUUAACUUUUGGAGUUUCCUCACACUCCGAAGAUACGCUAACCUGAGGAAUAUGGACGACGUCAGCUGGAGGAUCACCGACAUCGACGGCAGAUUUGGAGGUUAUAGAAGAUAAUUAUGGGUAAAUUUCGAUUGGCUAGGAAAAA